AGGUAUAAAAACCACUUUUCAAAAUCCCAUUUUUCAAACCCUCUCUCUCUCUCUGCAUCCAAAACCGCUUUUCAGACGUCGCCCAAACCGCUUCUCUUCCCACCUCAAAACCGCCAGCGGUUUUCUCAAUCCUCCGUUCCAGUCGCGGUGAAUUUCUAGGGCUUUGACUGGAUUGUUUGAAAUCGUUAUCGCUUCUCCGAGGCGGUCUUUUGUUGAUUCCAGAAAGUUCUAGAAAUUCAACGGCUGAGAUGCUUUGGAAGCUCUCGUGACGAAGAUCGACGGCGAAUUCGGGGAUCGGAGAGGGUGGAAGAGGAGUCGGCGCGGAUGAAGCAAUCAUUCAAUGAUUUCUAGGGUUUGCCGAUCGGUUUUUCGCUUUCAGAUGGUGCUUUCGUUUGGGUUUUUGUAGUAUUUCUCAGGCUUUCAGCAGACAGGCUUCAAAGGGAAAAAAAGGCAGUAUGGGCCUAAAAGCUCGCGAAAAUGCUACUGAUUCUCUGAAAGUAGAGGUCGGAGAGAUAGACACUAGAGCCCCAUUUGAAUCUGUCAAAGCUGCUGUCAGCUUAUUUGGUGAAGGAGCCUUCUCAGCUGAGAAAUCUACUGUGAAGAGAUCAAAGGCUCUCCCUACAGAGAGAGUAUUGGCGAAAGAGACACAGCUUCACUUGGCUGAGAAAGAGCUGCACAAGUUGAAGGAACAUCUGAAGAAUGCCGAGACUACAAAGACCCAAGCACUAGUGGAGCUCGAAAAGGCUAAAAGAACAGUUGAAGAUCUCACCCACAAGCUUAGAGUUGUAAACGAGUCGAAGGAAUCAGCAAUCAAAGCGACAGAAUCUGCCAAGAAUCAGACCAAGCAGCUUGAAAACGUGAACACAGGUGCUUCCACCGUAAACAGUGGUUCAUGGAAACAGGAACUGGACAGUGCAAGAGAACAAUAUGCAGCUACCAUUACUGAGCUAGAUGCAGCCAAACAGGAACUCUGGAAGAUCCGUCAGGAUUUUGAGGCAUCCAUGAAUGCGCGGGCCGCUGCCUUCCAGCAAGAAGAAAAUGCCAAGCAUGCGACAGAAGCUAAUAAGGAGAGGAUAGGCGAGUUCUCGAAAGAGAUUGCAGCUGCGCAGGAGUCGCUGGUGCAUGUGAAGCUGGCCUCUGUGCAAGCCCAAGAAGAGCAUGCAAAGAUCCUUUCAGAAAAGGAUGCUGAGCGGCAGAGCGCAAGACGUGCAAUAGAAGAAACCCAGAUGAAAUUGGAGUCUUUGAAGAAAGAAUUUGAUCCUGAAAUGGGCAGGAACCUUGACAAGAAGCUGGCUGAAACGGCUGCUGAGAUUGAAGCCUUGCAGAAAGAGAUUGAGAAUGCCAAAAAUUCUGAUCUUGAUGCAGUGAAAGCGAUAACGUCUGAUCUUGAUGAUGCGAAAGAGACACUGCAGAAACUCGCAGACGAGGAGAGCUCUCUUAAGAAUAUGUUAGAGUCCCUCAAGCAGGAGCUUGAGAGUGUAAAGAAAGAGCAUUUGGAGCUGAAAGAGAAGGAAGCGGAAGAAGAAAAUGUAGCUGGGAAUCUGCACGUCAGGCUCCAGAAAAGCAAGAUGGAGCUCGAGAUGGCCAUUGCUGCAGAGGCGAAAGCACAGGCCGCGUAUGAUGAACUGAUCUCGACCCUCCAGCAGCUAUCGUCUGAGUCUGAGAAUGCGAAAAGGGAAACGGAAUCAAUGAAGAAGACGGCAGAAGAGCUGAAGAGGGAAGCUGUAAUGACCAGGGUAGCCUUAGAAGAAGCAGAGAAGAAUCUACGCGUUGCGCUGAAAGAGGUGGAAGAAGCAAAGGCUGCAGAAACGAAUGCGCUGGAUCAGAUCAAGAUCUUGUCAGAGAAAACAAACGCGGCCCGACAAUCAACAUCAGAGUCAGGUUCCCAGAUCACGAUCUCAACGGAGGAGCACGAGUCCCUGAGUCGGAAGGUUGAGGAGUCCAACACAUUGGCAGAAAUGAAGGUGGAUGCUGCAAUUGCUCAGGUGGAAGCCGUGAAGGCCAGCGAGAAUGAAUCGUUGAAGAGGUUGGAGGCAGCCCAGAAGGAGAUCGAAGAGAUGGAGGCGGCCACGGCAGAGGCAAUGAAGCGGGCUGAGAUGGCUGAAGCCGCGAAGAGGGCGGUGGAGGGAGAGCUCCGAAGGUGGCGGGAGCGGGAGCAAAAGAGGGCGGCUGAAGCGGCUUCCCGGAUACUGUCUGAGACAACAGAUAUGUCUACAACGGCAUCGUCGGCUACGAGUAUCAAGCCAAACAUGCAAGAGAAGACUGGCCUGGUACAGGCUAUGAUUGUGAAGCCAAAUGUGCAAGAGAAGACAGGCAGGAGCGGGAACCAUAAGGUGGAGAAAGCAAGGAACCAUAAGGCGGAGAAAGGUGCAGUGGUGAAAAAAUCACUUUUACCCAACCUCAGUGGCCUCUUUAAUCGAAAGAAGAACCAGGUCGAGGGCGGGUCGCCAUCUUAUCUCCCAGGUGAGAAGCGGGUGUGAUUGCUAUCUAGGCAAGUGUUUUGAUGUUUGAUUGGUGUUAAUGAAAGAAAAGUUAAAACAUAUGCAGGCUUUUGUGGUUUGUGUAUAUAUGUAGAAUCUGUUUCGGUUUCUGUUUUUUCGCAAUUCCAAUUGAAGCAGGAGAGAAUAUAUUUUGAGAUUGGAA
Magnolia sinica is the source of this 2643-nucleotide messenger RNA. RefSeq names its product WEB family protein At5g55860. The record is from RefSeq and is a predicted model, not a curated record. The transcript is spliced from 3 exons. NCBI's taxonomy places the organism in Eukaryota, Viridiplantae, Streptophyta, Magnoliopsida, Magnoliales, Magnoliaceae. The coding region runs from base 456 to 2480 and encodes 674 amino acids.